Messenger RNA from Drechmeria coniospora, 1374 nucleotides. RefSeq lists its product as uncharacterized. The coding region runs from base 1 to 1374 and encodes 457 amino acids. The record is from RefSeq and is a predicted model, not a curated record. NCBI's taxonomy places the organism in Eukaryota, Fungi, Ascomycota, Sordariomycetes, Hypocreales, Ophiocordycipitaceae. The transcript has a single exon.
AUGUUCUCCGCAUACGGGAUGCACGCCGACACCUUGCCGCUCUCUCACCCUCACGGCUUCUUCCCCCACGACCAUGCCACGCAGGUGGCCGUUUCCCAGGCGGCACGCAUGCUGUCGAUCAACGGUCCGCCACGCUCAUCGUCGGCCAUGCGCGUCGUCAAACCCCGGAGCACAAACAGCAGCCCGAGGUCCAACUCGCUGCUGCACCAGAGGAGGGCCAUGAUGGGCGAUGUGUCGGCCUGGAGACGACCGCCGCCGCCGCAGCAACAGCACCAGCAACUACAACAGCAACAGCAACAGCACCAGCAACAGCACCAGCCACAGCAACAGCAACAGCAACAGCAACAGCAACAGCAACAGCAACAGCAACAGCAACAGCAACAGCAACAGCAACAGCAACAGCAACAGCAACAGCAACAGCAACAGCAACAGCAACAGCAACAGCAACAGCAACAGCAACAGCAACAGCAACAGCAACAGCAACAGCAACAGCACCAGCAACAGCACCAGCAACUGCAACUGCAACAGCACCAGCACCAGCACCAGCACCAGCACCAACAACUGCAACUACAACUGCAACAGCACCAGCACCAGCAGCAACAAAGAAUGGACUACCUUUUCCCCUCGCAGCCAUCACACGUGGCCCAUGCUCGGCGGCAAGAUGCUCGCCCGCUCAGCUGGCAUCCUUCGUCCUACGUGCAGCACGCGCAGCCGUCGUGUCGUCAACCGACGAGCUAUCCGAUCCCGACGUCGACACCCACGCCCAACGCCCACGACGAUCAUCAAGAGCUCUUCCCGACGCAGGCACAAUUCUCUCCGUCCAUGGCCUCCUACUCCAACGAGACGUCGCCCUCGUCGACGUUUCUGCACCUGCCCCUCUACCCGGCUGGCGACGGCGGCCACUUCUGGCCGUCGGAUGGCUGGGACCUGUCGCACCGGACGACGCCGUCGUGCGUGCCGACGAGCAAGGGCGGCCCGAGCGUGCACGACACCUUCCCGGCCGCCGACGGGACGCGGCAGAAGGAUCUGGACUGGAACGCCUUUGUGGCGCAGGGAUUCGGCAGCACGUCCCCGCCGACGCCCGAGUCGUUCCCGAAGCACGCGCAGCUCGCCGUCGCCGUCUCGCCGGAGCCCUACGCGGCCCUCGAGGAGGAUGGCGAGAUACUCGUCGGCAUGGGCUUGUACGACGCGCCCGAGAAGCUUGACGACGACCCGCAGCUGAACAACUACCGGUCCACCGUCUCCUCCCUGCUUGGCUCUUCCCUGCGGCCUCGGGAGCCGCGAGGCAAGGGCCUGAAGCUCGAGGAGACGUGGGAGCCGCCCAAGUCGGACGACGGGGAGGAUGCCCACGAUGAUGAGGCCGAGGGGGAGUAA